Molecule: messenger RNA, 1552 nt
Organism: Castor canadensis (American beaver)
Lineage: Eukaryota; Metazoa; Chordata; Mammalia; Rodentia; Castoridae
Source: RefSeq, a predicted model, not a curated record
AAAUCUGUGCUAUCAUGGAUAAGAUUACUUUCGAGUCUUUAUUUCAUGUUUUCUGACACAGACCACAAGAUCUGUAAUUAUCUCGGGAAGCUGUGGGGGCUUAGACAGUACUUUUUAAUUCCUGUGGCUUUUUUUUUGCCUAUUUCUUUGGGGCUGGAGAGUUGGGUGUGUGUGUGUGUGUGUUCCUCUAGAGUGCCAAAAAAAAGUGCUGAAGAGUCCUAGGGAGAUGAGGCUAUUUUUGUUUGAAGCUGAUACUUCUAGCUGAGCCACAAGUGCUGCUUGGAAAGGGCUUAGGUUGUGCCCAGAGGGAGAACUCUGCAGAGAAGAGACAAAGUUCAACAGGACAACAAAGAAGCAGCAGAAACAGUCAGAAACCGAAGAGCCCUCAAAUUUUAACACAGAACCCUCUACCAGAGUUCUCAAAUCCUAAAGUACUGCGCAACGUGACACUUGACGGGAACUUUUCACCUGACUCUUGCUUUCUACGACCACCAUGACUGAGAUCACUGCUGAAGGAAAUGCAUCUACAACCACAACCAUUAUUGACAGCAAAAAUGGAUCUGUGCCCAAAUCCCCUGGAAAAGUGCUAAAGAGGACAGUCACAGAAGAUAUAGUGACAACAUUCAGCUCCCCUGCAGCCUGGCUUCUGGUCAUUGCUCUGAUAAUCACAUGGUCAGCGGUUGCUGUUGUCAUGUUUGAUUUAGUGGAUUACAAAAACUUUUCAGCAAGCUCCAUUGCCAAGAUUGGCUCAGAUCCUCUAAAACUCGUCAAUGAUGCUGUGGAGGAAACCACAGACUGGAUCUAUGGCUUCUUUUCUUUGUUGUCUGACAUAAUCUCAUCAGAAGGGGAUGAAGAAGAUGAUGAUGGAGAUGAGGACAUUGAUAAAGGAGAAAUAGAGGAGCCUCCCUUGGAAAAAAAAGAAAUACACAAAGAAAAGACAGAAAAGCAGGAGAAAUCUGAAAGGAAAAUACAAUCUAAAGUUACACACAAAGAAAAGGAAAAGGACAGAGAAAAAAUAAAAGAGAAACCUGAAAAGAAAGCAACUCACAAGGAAAAAAUUGAGAAGAAAGAAAAACCAGAAACGAAGACAGUGGCAAAAGAAGAGAAGAAACCUAAGACUAAAGAGAAGACUGAAGAAAAGACUAAAAAGGAAGUGAAAAGUGGGAAACAGGAGAGAGGGAAGCAAACAGCUGUAAAAAUAAAAGAAGUACAGAAAGCACCACCAAAAGCCAAAGAAAAGGAAGACAAAGAGACUGCAGCUGUGCCAAAGCAUGAACAGAAAGGUAAACAUUCAGAGGAGGAGGUGGCCAGAGGCUCUAAAAGAAUACUGGAUCAGUAUGCAUUCUGUCGAUAUAUGAUUGACAUGUUUGUCCAUGGGGAUUUAAAACCAGGACAAAGCCCAGCCAUCCCCCCUCCAUCACUGACAGUACAAGCUUCCAGUUCUUCUCUGCCAUCACCUACUCUUGAAGAAAAAGAAGGGGAGAAGAAAGAAGCUGAAAAGAAAGUUACUUCUGAAACAAAAAAGAAAGGUAACUAACUUAAAACCUGUCUG